This is a messenger RNA of Nicotiana attenuata, 1631 nucleotides long. RefSeq lists its product as uncharacterized. The transcript is spliced from 4 exons. The record is from RefSeq and is a predicted model, not a curated record. The coding region runs from base 122 to 1453 and encodes 443 amino acids. Lineage: Eukaryota; Viridiplantae; Streptophyta; Magnoliopsida; Solanales; Solanaceae.
AGCCCAACUCCUUCUUGGAUCCCUCUCCAUUAAUAAAAAGAAAGAAACAACUCACUCUUUACACUCAAAGUAACAUAAAAAGUUAGAAAAACUCUCUCUCUCUCUCUCUAUCUUUUCUCAUAUGAAGAAGAGAAGUUCUUCUUCUUCUUCUUCAACAAUAGUUCUUCUUUUUCAUUUUCUAGCUCUACUUUUUAUGGCACUCUUAACUUUUACACCAGAAACAUCAGAGAAUACCCAAAAACAACCUUCUAAAAGGAGGAAAAAACAGCAAAUUAAACAGCAGAAGGAGAAACAAAAGCAACCAUCUUCAUGGGAUCAAUUCAAGAACUUAUUGACUUGCAAACAAAUCGAGAACUCAACAGUUCAUGAUCCCGCUUCCAAAAAUUCCAAGUUAGGUUCUUGCAGUUCCAUUUGUACUUUCAGGGAUGUUGUACAUGGAAACACAAGAGUGGUACACAGAGCUGAUAAUUCACCAGAAAGUAGCAGUUUAGGACAAGAAACUCGAAUUCUAAGCAAGAAUAAAACUUCUCAUCAUCAUGGCCAAUCAUCUUCUUCGAGGUCUCUUGCUAGAUCAAACGGUAGUACUAGUUCCACGUAUACUACUACUACUUCUUCUUCAAGAGGAAUGCAAUUUCGAAAGCUUUCUGGAUGUUAUGAGUGUCACAUGAUAGUUGAUCCUAGCAGGCAUCCGUUACCAAGGUCAACAAUAUGUGCAUGCCCUGAAUGUGGAGAAGUUUUCCCAAAAAUUGAGAGCUUGGAACAUCAUCAAGCUGUUAGGCAUGCUGUGUCAGAACUGGGUCCAGAAGAUUCAAGUCGAAACAUAGUGGAGAUAAUCUUCAAAUCAAGCUGGCUCAAGAAGGACAACCCAAUCUGCAAGAUCGAACGGAUAUUAAAAGUCCACAAUACCAAACGCACAAUCCAACGGUUCGAGGACUGCAGGGACGCCGUAAAGAUACAUGCGGUCGCUACAGGCAAGAAAAACCCAAGAUGCGCCGCUGACGGAAAUGAGCUACUUAGAUUUUACUGCACGAGCCUUACCUGCUCUCUCGGCGCACGUGGCUCGUCCAGCUUGUGCGGCUCCGUACCUAGUUGCGGAGUUUGCAAUCUCAUACGUCAUGGGUUUCAGGGAAGCAAAACUAGUGGGGUCCGCACUACUGCUAGUAGCGGGCGGGCCCACGACUGCCUAGGUAGCGGCAUCGCCAAACGUAGGGCGAUGUUGGUGUGUCGGGUCAUUGCCGGAAGAGUUAAGCAGACGGUGAAAGACGCGGUGGCUUCGCCAACAACAGAGGAGGAGACGUGUUCUGGCUCUGGCUUGUUGGCAAAUGGCUCAGCCAUAUACGAUUCUGUAGCCGGGUACGCGGGGAUCUACUCGAAUCUCGAGGAAUUAUACGUAUUUAAUCCAAGGGCAAUACUUCCAUGCUUUGUCGUGAUAUACGAAGCGUUGGAAUCUUAGCUUUAACGUUUUUCUGUUUGUACUUCAGCUAUUUGUACGGUUUAGUUUGGUGUCUUUUAUUUAAUUUGUUGUGUCUUUAUGUAACUAAUUUUGGGCUGGUUAAAAAUUAUAACACCCGUGAGGUAAUGCUGAUCCAACUAUGAUUUUUGUAUAUAUUAUAAUAUGCUUUUUACAUAUA